This is a messenger RNA of Bathycoccus prasinos, 1641 nucleotides long. RefSeq lists its product with no specific name. The record is from RefSeq and is a predicted model, not a curated record. The coding region runs from base 1 to 1641 and encodes 546 amino acids. Lineage: Eukaryota; Viridiplantae; Chlorophyta; Mamiellophyceae; Mamiellales; Bathycoccaceae. Gene Ontology annotation, cellular component: catalytic step 2 spliceosome. The transcript has a single exon.
AUGUCUUUUCGGUCUCGGCCGAACGACGACGAGGACGAAGACAAAGAGGAAGACUUUAAAGAAGAAGAAAAGAAGAAGAAGGCGACGAUGAAAAUGACGACGACGACGAUGCCUCCACCACCUCCGCGAUUCAUCAGACGACAAAAACAACCACCACAAAAGAAGAAAACAAAAAUCGUCCUCGAGGAGGAGGAAUUCGCGGCUCGAUUAGAACACAUCAUCGAACGCGAUUAUUUCCCGAACGUUCCACAAAUGAAGGAUGAACUGCGUUUACUCCGCGCGGAACGAAAAGGGAACGAAAAGGAGAUUUUAAUGGCGAAGAGGAACAUUCAGAAACGAAUGAGAGAGGAGGAAGAGGCGAGGAGUGGGACCAGUAACGGUUUGACGCCGAGUUUUUAUUACGGCAGCACGUCCGAGAGAGGAAAAGGAGGAAGGAAUACGCCGACGACGAGCGAUACUUCUGGAAUUGGAUUUUCCUUUUCCUCCAGAAGAAGAAGGAGAGAGGAAGAGGAAGAGGAAGAGGAAGAAUAUGAUGAGGAAGAGGAGGAAAGAACAACAACAACAACAACAACGACAAAACUUCUCGACUCGAACAAGACGCUCACGCAGUUUCUCGCUUCGCACACUUCCGAAGAUAACAAAUCGUUCGAGGAUAUAUUGGAGAAGAUAAAUAAGAAGAGAAGAGAGAAGAAUGCAAAAUUAUUCGACGCAAAGAAGAUUCACAGCGCGAUGAAUGUGCAAAGGCUCAGUGAUGGCAGCGAAGGAGCGAGGACAAAAUCGGGAGCCUUGGCGCUCGCGGAACCGGGACAGAACGCGUUGUUCUUCCGACCAGACUCGGCUUUGGCUUUAUCGAAGAACGAAUUGGCAAAUUUAGGCGCGACAACAGCUCCGAAGGAAACGUUUGCGCGUAACACUCGAUUCAACAGCUCGAAUAACAGUCACGUAAUAGAAGUGAACGAAGUCGACGAGGAAGAGUUGGCUUUGUUUCGAGAACAAAGAGAAAAAGAGAUGAAUCCAAACGUGAAUUAUUCGCGAAUCACGACGCCAAGUUUCACGCCUGGUCGCGACAAUUUUACGCCGAUAAUGACUUGGGGUGUUUUAGAUGCAACGCCUGUGCGCAUUUCAUCAUUGACUGGAGGAGGAGGAGGAGGAGAAGAUAUCGUUGCGAGAGCGGCUGGAGAAAGCGUGGAGGAACAAAAUUUGUACAGAUUCGCGCGCGAAGACGUCCGCGAACUCGCGGCGAGAAAGCUAGAAAAAGCCAACGUAGUCAAGCGGAAACUGCGCAAGCAAGCGCAAACGCCAACGACGACGAGUGGUUUGAGCGAAAGUGCGCUUCGUCUACUUCGAAAGUCGACGCCUGGACGUGGCAAUACCGGUGAAGACUUUUUGAGGAUGGACGUGAAUCGCGCCAUGCGUCAAUCCGAACGACGAAUGACUUCAAGCAGACGAACUCCAUCUCUAUCUGCUCGCGAUCGCACGCCUUCGAUGAAACAUAUGGUACCAUCGACUUCCGCCAGAUUUGGGAAGAGGAAACCAGGCGAUGGAAACGACGACGACGACAAAGAUGAAGGAAAAGCGAUUCCUUUCUUGAGCGCGGGAGGAGAGAAAAAAACGCCUCGUCUCACCGAAGGUUUACUGUAA